AUGAGGAGUUAUUACUUUGAUGAUCCAUCAAGCAAUGUAUCAGUGGAGCAAUUGAAUGCCAUCAAAAUCCACUACUAUCCGAUGCCAAUGGAUGACUACACCAACAAGUUGGCCUCUAUAUGUCAGGAGCGUGGCUACAAGAACAGAGACGAGGUCAAGCUGAACAAUGACACUCCAGGUCUUGAUGACAAGUUAAAGAUAUUCUUUGAAGAACAUUUGCAUGAUGACGAAGAGAUCAGGUUCAUUCUUGAUGGUAGUGGCUUCUUUGAUGUUCGAGACACCCAAGACAAAUGGAUAAGAAUCCGUGUUGAAAGAGGUGAUCUGAUUAUCGUCCCGGCACUAAUGUAUCAUAGGUUUACAUUGACAGAGACCAGGGCUGUCCAUGCGAUGCGACUCUUUACAGACGCUCCAAAGUGGGUGCCAAUCAACAGA
This is a messenger RNA of Acytostelium subglobosum LB1, 432 nucleotides long. RefSeq lists its product as hypothetical. The annotation marks the transcript as partial. Gene Ontology annotation, molecular function: acireductone dioxygenase [iron(II)-requiring] activity. The record is from RefSeq and is a predicted model, not a curated record. The transcript is spliced from 4 exons. Lineage: Eukaryota; Evosea; Eumycetozoa; Acytosteliales; Acytosteliaceae.